Molecule: messenger RNA, 787 nt
Organism: Xenopus tropicalis (tropical clawed frog)
Lineage: Eukaryota; Metazoa; Chordata; Amphibia; Anura; Pipidae
Gene: rpl28
Product: ribosomal protein L28
Exons: 5
Coding region: 309-743 (144 amino acids)
Biological process (GO): translation
Cellular component (GO): ribosome
Molecular function (GO): structural constituent of ribosome
Source: RefSeq, a predicted model, not a curated record
GGAGAGAGGUAACGUGCUAUGGCCGUGGCUUCAUACCCGGGUCUGGUUAGCUGAGCGGCGCCGUUCCCGGGUGUGUCAUAGCCGUAACUGGGAGCUAAUAGGCACCUACACUCUGCUCUGUACUUGGGCCUGGACUUGCCUGGAGCCGCGUCCCAUGUUUUCUUUAGGCCGGACUGCAUGUUGCCGGCGGCCUACUGGCAUUGCUAGGGAUUGCGCUUAGUAAGGGCCUGGUGUAUAGAGCAGCGCACUGGCACUGAGGGUAGCGCUAUGUUUCCCGCUGGGAUCCCGUUCUGAUUGGGGCAUUAUUAAUGAGACCUUUGUGCCUGAAAAUGUCUGCCCACCUGCAAUGGAUGGUUAUUCGCAAUUGCUCCAGCUUUCUUGUCAAAAGAAACCAUCGCAUCUUUAGUACAGAGCCAAACAAUCUAAAAGCAAGAAACUCAUUUCGGUACAAUGGCCUCAUCCACAAGAAAACAGUCGGUGUUGAGCCUGCAGCUGAUGGAAAGGGGGUCAUUGUUGUUCUAAAGAAACGUGCAGGUCAGCGCAAACCUGCAACAUCUUAUGAAAAAAUUACCAUCAACAAGAACUCCCGCUCCACUCUGAGCAGCGUGCGUCACAUUAUCCGCAAGAACAACUACAGGAAGGAUCUCCGCAUGGCUGCUCUCCGCCGUGCUAGCGCCAUCCUGAAGAGCCAGAAACCAGUUGUGGUAAAGAAGAAGCGCACCCGGGCUGCCAAGACUGCAUAAAUGUGUUCUGCAGAUGUGUGCAAUAAAAUGGUUUCAUAUUGAUA